Molecule: messenger RNA, 1299 nt
Organism: Brugia malayi
Lineage: Eukaryota; Metazoa; Nematoda; Chromadorea; Rhabditida; Onchocercidae
Product: Glutamate-rich WD-repeat protein 1, putative
Exons: 9
Coding region: 1-1299 (432 amino acids)
Molecular function (GO): protein binding
Source: RefSeq, a predicted model, not a curated record
AUGGAAGAAGAUUCAGCAGAACGAUAUAAUGAAAUCGAAAUGAUGGAUGAUGAAGAGGGAAGAAAAAAGGCAAAAAAUGGGAAGAAAAAGGUUUACAUUCCUGGUGUAAGUCGUCCAUUGCGUGAAGAUGAAGAUUGGGAUUUUGAUCCUGAAGCAUAUAACUUAUAUCACAGUUUUGAAACAAAGUGGCCUUGUCUUAGCUUUGACACAAUUACUGAUGAUCUUGGCGAUAAUCGUACUAGUUUCCCAAUGAGCUGUUAUUUGGUUGGCGGAACUCAAGCUGAGAAACCAACAAACAACGAGUUAAUUGUGAUGAAGCUGUCAAAUUUGAAUCCAAUUGAAGGUGAUGAAGCGUCUGAUAGCGAAGAUGAGCCUGAAGAAAAUCCUCAAAACAAAGAACCUAAACUUCACGCUGUAGCUAUUCCACAUAUUGGCACUGUCAAUCGUGUGAAAUCAGUUACUCUUGGUCAAAGCAAAGUGUGUGCUGCAUUUAGUAGCCAAGGAAAAGUAACAUUAUGGAAUCUCACUCAAGCAAUGGAAGAAAUAUCCAGUGCGGAAGGACGUGACCGUAUUAUGAAACGCCCAAAAGAACGACCUUUCUUCUCAUUCAUUGGUCAUCAGGCUGAAGGAUAUGCUUUAUCAUGGUCACCGCUUAAAAUGGGAAGACUUGCAUCUGGUGACAUCAGACAUAAAAUACAUUUGUGGACGAUGGCUGAAGGUGGUCAGUGGGUUGUUGACGAUAAACCGCUUACCGGACACAUAGAUUCUGUAGAGGAUCUUUGUUGGUCACCAACGGAAGAAACAAUGCUUGCUUCAUGUUCGGCCGAUCAUAGCAUCAAACUUUGGGAUACAAGGUCUCCACCAUCGGAUGCCUGUGUUUGUACUGUAGAAAAUGCUCACAAAUCACAUGCAAAUGUUAUAUCAUGGAACAAAUUUGAACCGCUGAUAGUAAGUGGUGGUGACGAUACGACAUUGAAUAUAUGGUCACUUAAAACUAUGCAGUACAAAGAACCCGUUGCUCGAUUUAAACAGCAUAAAGCACCCAUCACGUCUGUGGAAUGGUCUCCCCAUGAAACGACAACAUUGAUAGCUUCUGGAGAAGAUAAUCAAGUUACUAUUUGGGAUUUAGCCCUCGAAGCCGAUUCGAACGAAAAUAUUGCAGAAGUACCUCCACAGUUGUUGUUUGUUCAUAUGGGACAGCAGGAAGUGAAAGAGGUGCAUUGGCAUAGUCAAAUCCCGGGUUUUGCGGUUACAACUGCGUUAUCCGGUUUCAACGUAUUUAAACCGACAAAUUUAUGA